Molecule: messenger RNA, 309 nt
Organism: Drechmeria coniospora
Lineage: Eukaryota; Fungi; Ascomycota; Sordariomycetes; Hypocreales; Ophiocordycipitaceae
Exons: 2
Coding region: 1-309 (102 amino acids)
Source: RefSeq, a predicted model, not a curated record
AUGGCCGACCCGACAGUCUGGACACUCUGGGGAGACUCGUGGAACUUGAAGCAGUUGCUGACGCCCGCCUCCUCGUUGCUUGUCCGCUGCAUCUCCUUUGUCUGCUUUGUCCUGGGGACCUUCCUCCUUCUUCCACUCUUGUUCUUUGUCGGCUGCGAUCUGUUUCUAUGGCUAUGGAGGCACUGCUGGAGCAUGUUCCCGGCGCCCGAAACGGCCGCUCCCGCCGAGAGGCCAACUGAUGUUUCGUCACCCACGCGUGCGACCAUUGCAAACGAAGCGGAAAAUCCCAAGGCGCGCAAACGACUAUGA